AUGCGCCUACUUCAAAUUGGCCAAGAUGAUGAGCUAAGCUUUGCCGAUGGCCUGUUUACAGACAUCCCACCCUACGCAAUCCUCUCCCACACAUGGGGACCAGGUGAAGAGGUGAGGUUGGAGGAUAUAUCAGAUGGAAAAGGUGGGGGUAAGGAGGGUUACACCAAGAUCCAGUUCUGUUCCGACCGAGCGCGAAAGGAUGGCCUGGAACAUUUCUGGAUCGAUACAUGCUGUAUUGAUAAGACAAGCUCGGCCGAAGUCUCAGAAGCUAUCAAUUCAAUGUUUCGCUGGUACGCUGACGCACAAGUGUGCUACGUGUUUCUGUCCGAUGUCUCGGCUCAUGAACGCGGUAACACAGGAAAUACUCACAUCUGGGAACCCGCUUUCCGGAAAAGCAGGUGGUUUACGCGAGGCUGGACCCUACCAGAACUCCUUGCUCCAAGACAAGUUGAGUUCUAUAGUCGGGAGAGCGUAUUGCUGGGCCACAAAGAUACACUUGCGCAGAUCAUCUCCGAAAUAACCGGAAUUCCUGAAACAGCUCUUCAGAGGAAGAAACCUCUGAGUUAUUUCACUAUUUCAGAGCGGAUGCGAUGGGCUUCCAGACGCGAGACUAGCAGAGAAGAAGAUAGAAUUUAUUGUCUUCUGGGAAUGUUCGACCUCACCAUGCCAAUGCUUUACGGGGAAGGAGGGUCCAGAGCAUUUGAUCGGCUGAAAGAGGAAAUCCACAGAAACUACGGGGUCCGAGUGAAAGGCAUCGAGCAAUAUGCUACGGAAGAAGCAACAUUGCUCGCCCGUCGAAAAACGAUACUGGAUUCACUGAGCUUUGAGCAAAUGGACUUGCGUCGGUCUACUAUCAGUUCUGCCUAUUCCACAACCUGCAAAUGGCUGUUGAAGCACCCUGUUUACCUGGACUGGAACAAUCCAAAGAAAAUAUACCAGCAUCGUGGAUUUUUAUGGGUCCAGGGGGUUCCUGCAUCUGGGAAAUCGACGUUGAUGAAGUUCGCCCUCGCACAUGCUGACAAUACAAGAUCUACGGAAGAUAUUGUGAUCUCCUUCUUCUUUAACGCAAGAGGUCGCCAACUGGAAUAUUCGACGGUCGGCAUGUACCGGUCUCUAAUCUUUCAGCUGUUGACAAAAUGGACAGAACUGCAGGGUCUAUUGGACGACUUAGAUGAUUUGGAAGACCAAAGCAAACCCCGGGUGUGGACAACAGAAAAGCUGUGUGGGCUUCUGUCUACAGCCGUCGCAAGGCUCGAGCACCGACGGUUAAAGUGCUUCAUAGACGCCCUCAAUGAGUGUGAUGAGCAACAGAUCUCAGAAAUGAUUGGCUUUUUUGAAAAACUAGGGAAGACUGCGCUCGACCACGGAACUCAGAUCUACUUUUGCUUUGCUAGGCGCCACUAUCCAACAAUUGACAUUCGGUAUGGUCGACCUCUGAUAUUGGAACAGGAAGACGGUCAUGCUGAGGACCUGGACAAAUACAUCCAAAGCCAUCUCCGAGCUGGAAAAGGGACGAAGAGUCAGGAAGUCAGAACACAGAUAAGAGAAAAGGCAAAUGGUGUCUUCCUGUGGGUAGUCUUAGUCGUUCCGAUACUUAACGAUGAAUUCAAGCGCGGCCGUAUCUUUGCUGUCGAGAAGAAACUCCGGGAGAUACCUGCUAAACUCAGCGAGCUCUUCAAGGACAUCUUGACCAAGGAUUGUUCCAACAUGGACGAUUUGUUGCUUUGUCUCCAAUGGAUCCUAUUUGCAGAACGGCCGCUUCGGCUAGAAGAAUUCUACUUUGCAAUGUUGGCCGGUCUCGAUCCUGAAUCUGAGUAUAUGACCUGGAAUUCUGAGGAGAUCACCAUCGAGUACAUGAAUCACUUUGUGCUCAAUUCCUCCAAGGGCCUUGCUCAACUUACCAGGUCGAAAACACCGACAGUGCAGUUCAUUCACGAAUCUGUCCGAGAUUUUCUCCUCAAGGAAAAAGGGUUGACUGAGGUGUGGCCGGAUCUCGGCAAUGGAACGAACUUGGAGGGAGAAAGCCACCAACGUCUGAAGGGUUGCUGCCUGGACUAUAUCAGCAUCGACCUUACCAGCCAUCUUGGUAAUCUGGACUCACUUCCAAAGGCAUCAACGGCAGAAGCUGCACGCCUGCGCGAAUCCGUGGCCGGAGAUUUUCCGUUUCUAGAGUACGCCGUGCGAAAUGUCUUAUGGCAUGCCGAUAAGGCGCAAGCCAAUGGAGUCGAUCAGAGUGAGUUUAUUCGCACAUUCCAGCUUGCUCGAUGGGUAUGGAUCGACAACUUGUUCGAAAGACACGAAGUACGACGACGCGCCCCGAAUGUGAGCUUCUUAGACAUAAUAGCGGAGAACAACCUGGACAAUCUGAUUAAAAUCUACCCAUAUAACCUGUUUCGGGGCUUGCAUUCGGUUGCACCCACAGAUUCAGGCUACGCCUCGACAAUACAUGACAAAGCCAGGUUUUUGGAAGACAUUCAGGUAACAAGACAAUCCGCAAUCGCCGACAGCCUUCAACGGUCUCCGCGUCUGGUAGGAGGAGAUACGGAAAGUCACGAACAGCUGGACCUGGACGAUGGUAGGACGGACUAUUCUGAUGCAUCGAGUCUGUCCCCCGCGGGUAAGGAAACGUAUUGUUCAGAAAUUGUGGAGAACCUGAUCAGCAUGGUCCCCUCUAAAUCACUUGACGAUCCAGCCGUAGAAAGGUUGCUUGGUGUCCUCCCCGAAUUACUCAAAGCAUUUGCCCUCAAACUCGGUCACGGCUCGCCGACCCAGGCGCAUCGCAAUGUCAUGUUCUUCGUACAUAAACAUCGAAGUAAGAUAGUCGAGCGCUUCAAAGAGGGAUACUCCUCAAUCACUGAGAGCGUUCCUGUUAAGUCGCCUAACGUGUCCGACGAGAUGUCGCUGAGGGAUCGUAUGGAACUCUGGGACAGUCACCGAGAGGAUGUCAUGGAACAUUGGGACAGUCACCGAGAAGAUCCAAAUUACGAUGCGGUCGCCAAGGAGACUGCCGAAGCAAAGUCCGAGCAUGAGACGCCAGAACCUGAUGAAGACCCCACGAUAGCAGGGCUCUCCACACAUUGGGAUGUUGUGUUGGACAGCGCGGCGUACCAGUGGCUCGUCGCCCGAUUGCAGCGGGAGUUGCUGUUGGAUACGACGACGGCAGAUUGCAUGGAGGCAAUUCGAGGGGACAUUACUGCCGCCUUCCCGAGAUCCAACACAGUCAGCAGGAGCCGCUCCACAGAAGCCCACAAAAUGAUCUUUCAAGUGCGUUGGGAUCCAGUGACAUUUAUCAAAGACCAGGAAUACGAAGGUAGUCCCGACGAGUCUCUAGCUGGAGCCAUUACUCUAACCGGAUCGCCGAGAGAUGCACAAGCGCUGACAUGUGCACAAUACGUACGCCAGAUGUGGCCGUGGGUUGAAGAGCUUACAAUGCAGUUCGUCCAAGAUACUGUCCGCAGUCAGCCCGGCGAGCGACACCAAUAUCACUUACCUGACUAUACGCAGCUCACGGCAUGGCUUGAGGACUCUGAGGUUAUCGUAGAAGUUUUCGGCCCAGCGUGUAGCAUCGUGGAAGUCGGCGAACAAUUGGCGUGGUUGGGCGCUGCUCUUUGCUCCUCGCCCUUCGACUCUGGGAUCGCACUUCGCACGCCAUUCAUUUCCGAUAUCCGUAACGACGACCGUCUUAGCCGCGUAUUCAAUACACUGUCUACGACCGGAGUCAUUUGCACGAUCGACUUCCACAUGCGGCUGGAGGUUCCGGUCCGCUGGCCACCUAGUUGUCAGUGUUGGCACAACUUAUUUAAAAAUCCAGUCCUUGUUGAAGGGUAUCCGACUCCUCGGCGCGCCGAGCACAAUACAGGCCUAGAGAUCCCUCUCAAUGUUAUGGCGGAGCUGAUCGGGACGCAAAGCCUGAACAUCUUCAACGGUAGGCUGUUCAUUAAAGGGUUCUCGGCUAUGUUGGUCCCUACGAAACAGACCGGAGACCAACUUCUCUGGCACUUAAUUUUUAAUAAAGACGGAAGCCGGAUACCGUACUUUUAUGAAACUGAUGACCACGCGGAAAAUCUCUCGCUCGCCUAUGUGGAAACCGCUCGACAUAUUGUCGGCUGGUGUUCCGAGGCGAAAUACUGCGCCGGUGCGGCCGACGCCGUGUAUACAGUGGAAAAGAGCAGACUCCAGCGGCCACACAAAGGUUGCACGUUCGAAAACGUAGUCAUCCACCAGGGAAAGAUCAUCUUGAACGGUGUUCGGCCCAGCAUCGGCAACAAAGACAGCCCCAUUCACAUUUCGCGAAAUUACUAUGUGUAUAAAAUUCGCUGGAUUUCGCAGAAGUUCGUCGUUCUAUGGGACGAGGAAGACAAACGCGGUUGGCUGGUUAACGGCGCCAGCGCGUUACUACACCUCCUGCGCGCCUAUUUGGAAUAUACCAAAAGUAGCAACAUCAAAUCUGCGUUUUUAUUCAAGGCCGAGGAUAUGAAGGAAGCAGAACUACAGCACACUGCCAAGUCGGCCGUCGAGAUCCUUCUGGACGAGGUCAACAUGGACUUAAAAAUCUUCAAACAGGGUACCGGCUACAUUCGCUUCUGUAAUCAGGUGGAGUAUUAUUACGAUAUCCUAGAGCAACUAAUCGACUACCAGGUCCAAGGUAGCCUUGGUUCAAGAAGUCAAGCCCGGAGAUACCUCGAAGGCUGGGAUUUUCGGGACUUCGUGACGACUAGAGAUCCGGUCUUCCCUCGUGUGACGGAGCUUGAGUUGGUCGGGAAAGGCUGGGUGGAUUUUGCUCGAGAUAUCCACGCCAUCACCCUGUUCGGCCGUGGAUUUGGUGACAUUAUUCAGCCACUCGGUGUCAGUCUCUGCGAUCUUUGGGCUAGCUUGCCCAAGGAUAAGUAUUAUCUCGCUGCCUCUAUACUCGACCUCAAGGAAAUCAUGGACAUACACGAUGGCGACGAGACGUCUAUUCCGAUGAGACUGACAGGUGACGUUCUUUGGCACAACCCAGUGAAAGUUUUCAAGUGUGAGUGCGACGGAAAAGUUGGUAGUGAGCACUCCGACUUGGUCCAGGUCCUUCUGCCUUCGACUUUCAAGUUUCCCGUCCCCCCGGUCUUCUCUCAGGCUGUCCUCGAAUGGAGCGCGAGCGGCGCUGUGGUCUUUGGACACAACGUAAACUUCAAGCGGUUCUGGAAGGACGUCGGAGCCCCGGAAGGGGGCGAGCCAGCGUCACCCGAAGAUGACUUUGAGUUUCAAUUCCAUGACAGUGGUAUGGGCCAGAGUCUAGAGUCUGUAGGCACUGAGAGCGAGUAUUUGGCACCACAGCACUACACGGUUGGAAUUGUUUGCGCACUACACAAAGAGCUUCUAGCGGUGCGGCAGUUAUUUGACUUCAGGUACUCAGAGUCAGAGCUCCCCCUCCCUCGAGAAGACAGCAAUCACUACGCACUGGGGCGCAUUGGUCAACAUAAUGUUGUCACCGCUUGUCUUCCCUCCGGGGAAUAUGGGACUAACUCCGCCGCCGACGUCGUCACGCACAUGAAGAGGAGCUUUCCGAACGUUAGGUUCUAUCUCUUAGUGGGCAUCGGGGGCGGGAUUCCGUCUCGAGCAAACGACAUCCGUCUGGGCGACGUUGUCGUUAGUCAUCCAAUGAACACAUCGUCGGGCGUGAUUCAGUAUGAUUUAGGAGCAGACCUCGAAGACGGGAAGUUCGUACGGAAGGGCUUGCUCCAGAGGUCAUCCCGUUUCCUCAUGUCGGCCGUAAGUAUCCUGAAGUCGGACCCUGAGACGAAGGGGACACAACUCGCAAGCUAUAUCAAAAAGAUUGGGGACCGCAACCCACAAUACAAAUACCCAGGGAGCGAGCGAGACAAGCUGUUCGAAGCUUCCUACGUGCACGAUUCGAAUCACGCAACAUGCGAGCAGUGCCUCGCUACAAAAGAAAUCUGGAGAAUAGGAAGUCGACGUUUGAACUUUCCUGAAAUUCACUACGGUGUUGUGGCCUCUGGCAAUCGGCUGAUCCGGAAUGCGCAGAUGAGAGACGAGUUGGGGACAGAGCAUGGGGUGCUUUGCGUGGAAAUGGAGGCAGCAGGGGUAGUUAAUGCGGUUGAUUGUCUUGUUAUCCGGGGUAUAUGCGACUACGCAGACUCGCACAAGAAUGACGUAUGGCAGAAUUACGCAUCCGCCAGCGCGGCGGCUUUCGCGAAGGUCUUCCUGUCCUCGGUGAGAUCUUCAGACGAUGCACAGACGCUCUCUUCGAGGAAGAGGUCUGCAUCACCGAUGGAGGGCCCGUCUUCAAGGAGAAAGCCGCCUGUGAACUCGUUCUCCAAUAACUUUGGAAGGCUGGAAAUGAGAGAUAAGGGGAAAGGGAAAGAAAGAGACGAAUGA
Molecule: messenger RNA, 6375 nt
Organism: Fonsecaea multimorphosa CBS 102226
Lineage: Eukaryota; Fungi; Ascomycota; Eurotiomycetes; Chaetothyriales; Herpotrichiellaceae
Exons: 4
Coding region: 1-6375 (2124 amino acids)
Biological process (GO): nucleoside metabolic process
Molecular function (GO): catalytic activity
Source: RefSeq, a predicted model, not a curated record